This is a messenger RNA of Octodon degus (degu), 3057 nucleotides long. It is a transcript of the gene Odf2, whose product is annotated as outer dense fiber of sperm tails 2. The coding region runs from base 1 to 2391 and encodes 796 amino acids. The record is from RefSeq and is a predicted model, not a curated record. NCBI's taxonomy places the organism in Eukaryota, Metazoa, Chordata, Mammalia, Rodentia, Octodontidae. The transcript has 18 exons. Gene Ontology annotation, cellular component: centrosome. Gene Ontology annotation, biological process: regulation of cilium assembly.
AUGGGCGAGCUGCCGACCGGGUGUCGGAAAAGGAGGCGGAAGCGGGGAGGAGCGGCCGCCAGAGCCGGACUGCAUCCGCCGCGGCGUCUCCAUGGCACGACCCUGGCAGCAGACUUCAACGACUUCAUAAGGAGGCGUUUCUGGGCGCAGCCGUGUCGCUCCUGGUUUCCAUCGUGUGGGAAGAACGGAGUAACGAGUCUCACGCAGAAAAAGGUCUUGAGAACACCUUGUGGCCCACCCAGUGUAACUGUGACGAAAUCUCAUAAGCGUGGAAUGAAAGGGGACACCGUGAAUGUGCGGCGGAGUGUCCGGGUGAAAACCAAGGUACCUUGGAUCCCCCCUGGAAAGUCAUCCGCCCGGCAUGUGGGAUGCAAGUGGGAGAAUCCACCUCACUGCCUAGAAAUCACACCUCCAUCCUCAGAAAAGCUGGUCUCAGUCAUGCGCUUAAGUGACCUCUCCACAGAAGAUGAUGACUCUGGCCACUGUAAAAUGAACCACUAUGACAAGAAGAUCGACAGUCUAAUGAACGCGGUUGGUUGUCUCAAGUCUGAGGUCAGGAUGCAGAAGGGCGAGCGGCAGAUGGCUAAGAAGUUCCUGGAGGAGCGGAAGGAAGAGCUGGAGGAGGUGGCCCACGAGCUGGCAGAGACAGAGCACGAGAACACAGUGCUGAGGCACAACAUCGAGCGCAUCAAGGAGGAGAAGGACUACACCGUGCUCCAGAAGAAGCACCUCCAGCAGGAGAAGGAGUGCCUCAUGUCCAAACUGGUGGAGGCGGAAAUGGAUGGAGCCGCCGCCGCCAAGCAGGUCAUGGCUUUGAAGGACACCAUCGGCAAGCUUAAAACGGAGAAACAAAUGACCUGCACGGACAUCAACACGCUAACGAGGCAGAAGGAACUUCUCCUGCAGAAGCUGAGCACGUUCGAGGAGACCAACCGCACCCUCCGAGACCUGCUGCGGGAACAGCACUGCAGGGAGGACGCUGAAAGACUCAUGGAGCAUCAAGGCGCGCUGCUGAAACGGCUGGCGGAGGCGGACUCCGAGAAAGCGGCCAUCAUGGAGCAGCUGAAGGAACUGAAGCAGAAGGGAGACCGAGACAAGGAGUCCCUGAAGAAGGCCAUCCGGGCCCAGAAGGAGCGGGCCGAGAAGAGCGAGGAGUACGCCGAGCAGCUGCACGUGCAGCUUGCAGACAAGGAUCUUUAUGUUGCCGAAGCUUUAUCCACUCUGGAGUCCUGGAGGAGCCGCUACAACCAGGUUGUGAAAGACAAGGGAGACCUGGAGCUGGAGAUCAUCGUCCUGAAUGACCGGGUGACAGAUCUUGUAAACCAGCAGCAGACCUUGGAGGAGAAGAUGCGGGAGGACCGGGACAGCCUGGUGGAGAGGCUGCACAGGCAGACGGCAGAGUACUCCGCCUUCAAGCUGGAGAACGAGCGGCUGAAGGCCAGCUUCGCCCCAAUGGAGGACAAGCUCAACCAGGCACAUCACGAGGUCCAGCAGCUGAAGGCAUCCGUGAAGAACUAUGAGGGGAUGAUCGACAAUUAUAAGAGCCAGGUGAUGAAGACCAGAUUGGAGGCAGAUGAAGUGGCUGCCCAGCUCGAGCGCUGCGACAAAGAGAACAAGAUCCUUAAGGAUGAGAUGAACAAAGAGAUCGAGGCGGCGCGUCGGCAGUUCCAAUCGCAGCUGGCUGACCUGCAGCAGCUGCCGGACAUCCUCAAGAUCACAGAGGCCAAACUGGCUGAGUGCCAGGACCAGCUGCAGGGCUACGAGAGGAAGAACAUCGACCUGACGGCCAUCAUCUCCGACCUGCGCAGCCGGAUUGAACACCAGGGCGACAAGCUGGAGGUGGCGAGAGAGAAACAGCAGGCCUCCCAGAAGGAAAAUAAACAGCUGAGUCUGAAGGUGGAUGAACUGGAGAGGAAACUGGAGGCCACCAGCGCCCAGAACGUCGAGUUCCUGCAGGUGAUUGCCAAGAGGGAGGAGGCCAUCCACCUGUCCCAGCUGCGGCUAGAGGAGAAAACUCGGGAGUGUGGGUCGCUGGCUAGGCAGCUGGAGAGCGCCCUUGAGGAUGCCAGGCGGCAGGUGGAGCAGACCAAGGAACAAGCACUGUCCAAGGAGCGAGUGGCCCAGAACAAGAUCCUGGACCUUGAGACCCAGCUGAGCAGGACCAAGACCGAACUGAGCCAUCUGCGGCGCAGCCGUGAGGAUGCGGACCGCCGCUAUGAGAGCCGCUUGCAGGACCUGAAGGACCGCCUGGAGCAGUCGGAAAGCACCAACCGCAGCAUGCAGAAUUAUGUCCAGUUCCUCAAGUCCUCCUAUGCCAACGUGUUUGGGGACAGCCCUUACACCUCCUUCCUAACCAGCUCCCCAAUCCGCUCCCGAUCGCCCCCUGCCUGAGCCCUGCCCAGUGCAGAGGAAGAAAGAAAGGAAGGAGUUAGCAAGUUACAGCCAGAAAGCUGCAGGUUCUGCUGUCCCAGUGAGGACACGCCUGGGCUUGUCCUUUGCUGACUCCAGGAUGGUCCCUCACGCAGCAGGCCGGGAAGCAGGAGGUACUUGGUGGCCUCCUCCCUAAUGUCACCAUGUGAUGGAAUUAUUUUACUGACCUUGAAGGCCUUACAUUUACUAUGCCCAUCAUGGAGCAGAUUCCAACUCCCCACAACAGAUGGGGGAACUCAGCUGCGUCUGUCUAGGAAUUCUUGUUUUCUGAUCUGAACCAGCAGAAGCCCUGCUGGGCUAUGAGCAGCUUUCUUGCUUUUUUGUUUCACAGGUACAGGAGGGGGUGGUGGUCACUUGAAGUUGGAGGAGCCCUUAAUACCUCUCAUACCUGUUUCCUUGGGGCCACUUGUCCCCAGCACUUCACAGCUGCCUUCUUGGGACUUAUAAGUGUUACCCCAAGCUCAUUCAUUUUGGUUUCUCUUUGUAUCUUUGGAAUGCAUUUAUUCUUGAAAUAUUUGUAUGGUUUUACAAAAAGAUUUAUAAUCAUUUAUUUAAGUUUCCGUGGGAUGAUUUCCAUUUUCCAGGUACCCCAUCUCCCUUUUAAAAAAUGAUUAAGGUGUAAUAAGA